Ilyonectria robusta is the source of this 603-nucleotide messenger RNA. RefSeq lists its product as uncharacterized. The record is from RefSeq and is a predicted model, not a curated record. Lineage: Eukaryota; Fungi; Ascomycota; Sordariomycetes; Hypocreales; Nectriaceae. The transcript has a single exon. The coding region runs from base 116 to 463 and encodes 115 amino acids.
CUACCACAAAAAGCAAAACCAGGCCAUCUCGCUGUGCCUGCGUCUCCACAUCCCCUAGCAAGGAUCAGGGCGGGGGACGGACGAGCGGGAGUUGCAAGCCAACAGAUAAUAUCGGAUGACACUCUGUCGUCGACCUAACUCCGGAGUCAUCGUUCAGGAGACCCAACCGCCAUCGAGUCAGCCAACAGACGGCCGUAAUUGCUUCAGGGACUCCUGGUUUUCCCCGGACUCAGCCAUCUCCGUGCUCGCUUCCCCGGUCAACUGGUUCCCUGCGCCCUCUCUCCCCCGCAUCCGCUGGUUCCCCAUUCCACCCACUCGCCCGCAUGCAACCCCCUUGAUACCCGUUGCAUUAGGGCGUUCUACAGCAGAUCAACGAAUAAGUCCCAAAUUCUCACGAGUCAAGAAUCCUAGGGGCUCUUGGAAUCUUUUGCAUCGGUGCCUGACAGGUCCCGGGGACGGGUAGCAGGCGUCAUCGAACCUCUGAAGUAGCGGGAUUUGACAUCCGUGCAACGGACUUUCAUUCCCCGGACCGGACUUCACCAUUGUAAGCGAGGUUGCAACCAGACCGUAGCAUUCAGAGAAGAGCUGUUAGACAAGAUCGCU